GUCCACAUUCCUUCUUCAUCUUCAGCUUCUCCUUUCCAGAUUCUCUCUCAGAGGCUUUCCGACCAUGGCCUCCCUCGUCGUCUCUGAGAUGCUCGGAAACCCUCUUACCUUCAAUGGAGCCACCAGGUCGGCUCCGCCACCGUCGCCUUCCAGCCCUGCCACUUUCAAGACCGUCGCUCUUUUCUCCAGGAAAAAGGCUGCCCCUCCUCCUCCUUCCAAGGCAAAGCCCGCCGCCGUCGCUCCGGCCAACGAUGAGCUCGCCAAGUGGUACGGUCCUGACAGAAGGAUCUUCUUGCCUGAGGGUCUCUUGGACCGAUCUGAGAUCCCAGAGUACUUGAACGGAGAAGUUCCCGGAGACUAUGGUUAUGACCCGUUUGGUCUCAGCAAGAAGCCAGAGGACUUCGCCAAAUAUCAGGCAUAUGAAUUGAUCCACGCCAGGUGGGCAAUGCUUGGUGCUGCUGGAUUCAUCAUUCCUGAGGCCUUCAACAAGUUUGGGGCUAACUGUGGUCCUGAGGCCGUUUGGUUCAAGACUGGAGCUCUGCUUCUUGAUGGGAACACAUUGAACUACUUUGGAAAGCCCAUCCCCAUCAAUCUUAUUGCUGCUGUCAUUGCUGAGAUUGUUCUUGUUGGUGGUGCAGAGUACUACAGAAUUAUUAAUGGCCUUGAUUUGGAGGACAAGCUUCAUCCGGGCGGUCCAUUUGACCCGUUGGGGCUUGCGAACGACCCGGACCAGGCUGCACUGCUGAAGGUUAAGGAGAUCAAGAAUGGAAGGUUGGCCAUGUUUGCAAUGUUAGGGUUUUACUUCCAAGCUUACGUAACAGGAGAAGGUCCUGUUGAGAACCUUGCCAAGCAUCUCAGUGACCCUUUUGGCAACAACUUGCUCACUGUCAUUGCUGGCUCUGCUGAGAGAGCUCCUACUCUCUGAACAGUCAAAUCCUUUUUUUCAAUCUUUUUCUAUGUAAAAAUACAUCUCUCACUUAGACAUCCCUUCAGCCAAAUCAUCUCUAAUUUUUGUAAAGCCUGAGUAAAUUCGCUUAUAUAUAUAUUAUCUUCACCUUCUUGCAA
Messenger RNA from Neltuma alba, 1065 nucleotides. Its product is annotated as chlorophyll a-b binding protein CP26, chloroplastic-like. Gene Ontology annotation, biological process: photosynthesis, light harvesting. The transcript has 6 exons. Lineage: Eukaryota; Viridiplantae; Streptophyta; Magnoliopsida; Fabales; Fabaceae. Gene Ontology annotation, cellular component: membrane. The record is from RefSeq and is a predicted model, not a curated record. The coding region runs from base 65 to 925 and encodes 286 amino acids.